Contarinia nasturtii (swede midge) is the source of this 5404-nucleotide messenger RNA. It is a transcript of the gene Oseg2, whose product is annotated as intraflagellar transport protein 172 homolog. Gene Ontology annotation, biological process: intraciliary transport. The record is from RefSeq and is a predicted model, not a curated record. Gene Ontology annotation, cellular component: ciliary basal body; intraciliary transport particle B; axoneme. Gene Ontology annotation, molecular function: protein binding. The transcript has 16 exons. Lineage: Eukaryota; Metazoa; Arthropoda; Insecta; Diptera; Cecidomyiidae. Bases 77 to 5314 code for a protein of 1745 amino acids.
UUGAACGAAAAUAAUUUAAUUUGAUUUUUGUUUAUUUUGGUCUUGAUUUUUUAUAUUGAAAUAAUCGGUGGUGGCAAUGAUUUUAAAUUACAUUAAAACAAUUACCGAUGCCCAGAAUCAACCGAAUCGGGUGUGUGGGAUAUCAUGGUCGCAUAAUCAACAACGAUUAGCAGUGGCAACGGUAGAUCGAACGAUUUUAUUGUACGAUGAAAAUGGUGAAAAACGUGAUAAAUUUGCCACAAAACCAAUGGAUCAAUCCAAUGGCAAAGAAUCAUAUACGAUUCGUCAAAUUGCAUUCAGUCCGGAUUCAACAAAAUUGGCCGUUGCUCAAAGCGAUAAUAUUGUAUACGUUUAUAAAUUGGGUGCCACAUGGUCGGAUAAAAAGGUGAUUUGCAAUAAAUUUCCACAAACAACAUCCAUUAUGGCAAUGGUAUGGUUGUCGAUUGGACCAAUCAUCGCAGGUUUGGAAGAUGGUCAGGUUCGUGCAUUAAAUACAAAAACAAAUAAAUCACAACAAUUGUAUGGGACACAAAGCAUGGUUGUAUCUUUGGCGGCCAAUGAACGUGGCACCGGUUUUGUUUGUGGUCAUGAUGAUGGCUCGAUUAUUCGUUUUUUUAUCGGCGAAGAAUCGGGCGCUCAACUGUCUGGACGAAUUAUACAACAUCAAACGACACCGGUGGCAUUGGCAUGGGCCAAUGGCUAUAUCAUUGCAGCCGGCUGUGAUCGACGCAUUAUAUUUUAUGACUCACAAGGUCGACAAUCACGCCUAUUCGAUUAUUCGCGUGAAGAAUUUGAAAAAGAAUUUACAAUCGCAUCGGGUAGUCCAAAUGGACAGGCGGUCGCAAUCGGUAGUUUCGAUAAAAUACGAAUAUUUACGUGGAGCCCAAGACAAAGUGCUUGGAAUGAAUUGGCCACCAAACAAAUCGAUAAACUGUAUACCGUCACUGCAAUGAGUUGGCGACGUGAUGGCGCAAGAUUGGUGAUCGGAUCGUUAUGCGGCGCUGUAAUUAUGUUUGAAUCGGCAUUGCGACGAACGAUUUUACAAGAUAAAUUCGAAUUGACUUUUGUUGCGCCAAGCCAGGUGCUUGUUAAAGAGCUACAAGAAUCAGCUGGUGAAAAUGUGCUAAUCGAAUCACAGAUUGGAUUGGAAAUCUAUGAUGUUCGAAUUAUGGGUAAAAAUAAUUACCUCGUUGCACGCACCGAUGAAUCAUUGAUUUUAUGCGAUUUGACACGGAAUUUGACGAGUGAGGUUUCUUGGACCAAAUCAGGCGAUCAUGAAAAAUUCUACUUUGAAAAUCCAAAUGUUUGCCUCAUAUUCAACGCCGGUGAACUGUCGUUGGUGGAAUAUGGCGAUAAUUUUAUCUUGAGAUCUGUUAGGACCGAAUUCGUUAAUCCGCAUACAAUUUCUGUGAGAUUGAAUGAAAGAGGAAAUACAAAAGACAACAAGAAAUUAGCCUAUCUGUUGGAUAUGAAAACUAUUUGCGUGGUCGAUUUAAUUAAAGAGACAACAAUCGCUCAAAUUCAACAUAAUUCGAAAGUCGACUGGCUUGAACUGAAUGAAACCAGCCAAAAGUUAUUAUUUCGCGAUAAGAAAAUGCGCUUAUAUUUAGUUGAUGUCGCAACGUCUGGUGAGAAGCAAUUACUAUUACCAAAAGCGUUAUUUGUUCAAUGGGUAAUCCAAAGCGAUGUUGUCGUUGCUCAAACUGACAAUAAUCUGGAAAUAUGGUAUAACAUUGAUAUGCCUGAGCAUAAAACGUUGAUGCCAGUUCGAGGCGAGGUCAUUGACAUCGUCCGCGAAAAUGAUAAAACGGAGGUGAAAACUCGCGAUGGAGCAUCUGAAUUUACUUACUGUCUCGAUGAAGGUUUGGUGGAGUUCGGUACAGCAGUUAACGAUAAUGAUUUUGGUCGUGCAAUAUUGUUCCUCGAGACUCUCGGCGAUGUACCGGCUGCAAAAGCAAUGUGGCACAAUUUAGCAAAUGUUGCUCUGAGUCAACAGAAUAUUUUGGUAGCUCAACGUUGUUUUGCCGCUCUGGGGAAUGCAUCGAAGACGUUUUACUUGAGCGAAACAAUGAAAAUAGCUGAAAAAUACGAAGAAACAACCGGGCCUGGAUUACAAUGUCCAGAAGUUCGUGUUAGGCUUGCACUUUUGGACGCUGAUCUAAGAACGGCAGAAAUGAUUUAUCUUGAACAAGGAAAUAUUGAGGCUGCGUUGCAAAUGUACAAAGACCUUCGAAAAUGGGAUGAUGCGAUCAAGUUGGCCGAUCGUCGUGGUUAUUCGGACAUUGAAACUUUAUUAAAAGAGCAAAUGUCAUAUUUGUUGAAAAGUAAUCAGGAAGAAAAAGCCGGCCAGGUGUUGGAAGCACGCGGUGAAACGGAUCAAGCAAUGACAUUAUAUUUGAAAGCUAAUCGACCAACAAAAGCAGCACGUCUAUUACUGAAGUUGCCGCAUCUACUGCACGACGAAGAAUUAUUGAAUCGCGUCAUUACAUUGCUCAUUAAGUCUGAGUUGUACGAAUUGGCCGGUGAUUUGUCGCAGAAAAUGAAUCAGCCAAAUGCCGCGAUUGACUAUUAUCGUAAGGGUAAGGUAUUUGCGCGUGCAAUUGAGUUGGCUCGCAGUGUGUCUCCAGAAGAGGUGACAACAUUAGAAGAAGAAUGGGGUGAUUGGUUGGUGAGUCGUCGACAAGCCGAUGCAUCAAUUAGCCAUUAUAUUGAAGCUGGAGCAACAUCAAAAGCCCUGGAAGCCGCCGUAAAUGCAAAACAAUGGCUUAAAGCCGUUCAGAUUGCACGAGUUUUGGACGAGCCCGAUGAAAUUAAGCAAUUUUCGGUUGAACUUUCGAAACAACUUUCGCAAAUGGGCAAUAUUACAGCGGCCGAGGAGAUUUUGGUUCGGGCUGAAAUGUACAAAGAAGCCGUUGAUUUGUUAAAUAGUUAUGGUCAAUGGGAAAAGGCAUAUGAUAUUGCUGAAAAAUAUCUUGGUAAAAAUAUUGUGCGUGAUAUGUUCAUUGACAUGGCCACAAAAUUGGAGGAAGAAAAAAAAUUACGCGAUGCUGAAAAAGUAUUGCUAACCAUAAACGAGCCCGAUUUGGCGAUUGCAAUGUACAAACGAUUGGAACACUACGAUUCAAUGAUUCGAUUAGUCGAACAGUAUCAUCGUGAAUUGGUGAAAGAUACACAUUUGCAUUUGGCACAAGAGCUCGAAGCAAGAGGUAGAUACAAAACGGCAGAAAAUCAUUACAUCGCCGGUGGAAAUUGGCAAGCGGCUGUUUAUAUGUUUACCAAUGCAAAUCUAUGGGAGGAAGCGUUUCGUGUGGCCAAACAGAAAGGUGUUGAAGGCGCUUCCAAUCAGGUUGCAUACAUGUGGUCACGAACGCUGCCCGUUGACGGUGCAUAUAAGCUACUUUCAAAAAUGGGACUCAUCGAAGCGGCAAUUACUUAUGCAUGUAAAGAUAAAAUUUAUGAUUUUGUAUUGGAAUUGUGUCACAUGGCAAAUCGACCAGCCGAUGAUAUUCAUUUGAAAAUUGCUCAAGACUAUGAAGACGAAGGGAAAUUCACUGAGGCCGAACCGGAAUAUUUACUCGCCAAUAAACCGAAAGAGGCAAUUUUAAUGUACACACAUAGUCGAGAUUGGCGGUCAGCACUUCGUAUUGCCGAACAAUAUCUACCCGGUGCCGUCAAUGAAGUGCUUUUAAGUCAAGCGGCCGAUGCACUCGAAUCACGGAAUUAUAUUGACUACGAAGCAUUAUUGAUUCGUGCCGAACGAACCGACAUUAUUUUACAGCAUUACAAAGAGAAUUUAAUGUGGGAUGAUGCCAUUCGAAUUGCCAAAGAGUAUAAUCCGUCGUCGUUGAACGAAUUGAAACGAUUGCAAGGCCAAUCGAGUCGCAACAGCGGCUUAGCAAAUGACUCGAGACAAUUGCUACAAGAAGCAUCUGAUUAUGCACGCAAUGAACGAUUCCGUAAGGCAAUUGAUUGCUUGAUGAAAAUUAAUCAAAUUCCAAAUGCCGAUCCACAAGUCGUUGAACAAGCGCUUAUACGUGCCGCUGAUAUGUGUAAUCAAUUUCUUGAGGGAAAUGAUGCCGUUGAAGUAGCACACCAAUUGGCGCCUAGUUUAUUGAAAUUAAAUCAAAUUCCAACCGUUGCUCAACUAUAUUUGGCUGCCGAAUUACCAAAAGAAGCGGUCGAUGUAUUUAUACAAGCCGAAUAUUGGAAUAAAGCACGGCGGCUGGCCAAAGAGAUUGACCCACAAUUGCUGGCGUAUGUUGAAAAUCAACAGAAAAUUCGACUUCGUAGCGAUGGAAAUAUUGAACAAUUGGCUGAUAUUGAUGUAAUCGCUGCACUGGAUUUACUAGCCGAACAAGGCCAAUGGACGCGUUGUAUUGAAAAGGCAAAACAACACAAUAUGACUAUAAUGCAUAAAUACCUUGCCCAAUAUGCAGCACACUUAAUCCAAAAUCACGAUAUUGUCAAUGCAUUGCAAUUGUAUCUGCAGUAUGGUGCACCGGCUUUACCACAAAAUUACAACAUUUACUUGCGUAUUGCGUUGGGCUGCUUUGCAUUGCGUGAAGCUGAUGGUGUGCAUGUGUGGAAAGAUUUACGAAAUUUCCUUUUUCAAUUGACACAAUCAAUUCGAGCCGAAUCAAGUGAUAACAAUGAUAAGAUGCGCCUUAGCUACGAUCAAUUACUAUUGAUAGCACAUUAUUAUGCAACACGGGCGGCAUGCCGUGAAGUACCUUCACUACAUCAAAUCGCUGUUAAAAUAUCAAUCGCAUUGAUACGAUACAGUGAUGUAAUUCCGGUUGAUAAGGCAUUCUUUGAGGCUGGAAUGGAUUUACGAACAUUGAAUCGUGAAUGUGAAGCAUUUGUAUUUUUAAAUCAAUAUUUAGAUAUUUGCGAAGCAAUCGAAGAUGCAAGCAAUUUAGUCGAUUUUUCCGAUUUACAUGAUAUUACGGAUAUUCCUGAAUCGGUGCCAAUACCCGAAAAAAUGCAUUUACACGAUGAACAAAAUGUACACGAAGAAAUACGCGAAUGGGUCUUGGCCAUUAGUAUGGACCAAAAAAUUAAUCAGAUAUUACCGACCGAUGAUCGUAAUUUAUACGAGUCACGCGUCUUUGAUCACGAGCAACCAUGUGUUAUUAGUGGCUAUCCAAUUCAGCAUAAGCAACCGGUGAUUUUCCAACGAUCACAUCGUCAGGCGAAUCGUGAUGUCUGGAGCAAAUUGACGGUGUCUGCAAAAAUGUCACCACACACAAGCAUACCCGAUACAAUUGAAUUUGUCGAAAAAUGGUGUGGCCAUGCUAAUUUCAUUGCCUAUUAGAUUUUACAAAUGAAUUCUAAGCUGUUGUAUUUUGUUUUGUUUUCAUUUUAUGGCAUACAUUAAUGUAAUAUCCUUUAUUUGCUAAAAAAA